UAUAUACUCCCAACCUAAACCGACCUCUUUCCCGAAGAUCCCUCGUGUCGAGAAGCAUCUUGUGGAUCAGAAGUUACUGGCUCACCGCUGUUCUGUGUUAAUUACAUUGAAUACGUCGGCCAGAUAAAUACAUUAUGUCCACCUACAAAGAAACAGGCAAAGCUCCUGCAGAGGAAACCACCAUCCAUCGCAUCAGGAUCACUUUGACCAGCCGUAAUGUCAAAAGUUUGGAGAAAGUGUGUGCUGACCUGAUUAAGGGAGCCAAGGAGAAGCAGUUGAAGGUAAAGGGUCCAGUGCGCAUGCCCACAAAGGUUCUGCGCAUCACCACUCGUAAGACUCCUUGUGGUGAGGGAUCCAAGACCUGGGAUCGCUUUCAGAUGCGCAUCCACAAGCGUCUGAUUGAUCUGCACAGUCCAUCCGAGAUAGUUAAGCAGAUUACAUCCAUCAGCAUUGAGCCUGGAGUGGAAGUAGAGGUCACCAUCGCAGACGCAUAAAGGGAAUGACAUCCUGAAUCAAUUUGUGACAUUUCUUUUACUAAGAUAAAUAAAGAAAUCAACAUAGAACAAGAUGUUAA
Messenger RNA from Lingula anatina, 574 nucleotides. Its product is annotated as small ribosomal subunit protein uS10. Lineage: Eukaryota; Metazoa; Brachiopoda; Lingulata; Lingulida; Lingulidae. The record is from RefSeq and is a predicted model, not a curated record. Gene Ontology annotation, biological process: translation. Gene Ontology annotation, molecular function: structural constituent of ribosome. Gene Ontology annotation, cellular component: ribosome; small ribosomal subunit.